Messenger RNA from Nematostella vectensis (starlet sea anemone), 365 nucleotides. Its product is annotated as 60S ribosomal protein L38. The coding region runs from base 34 to 330 and encodes 98 amino acids. The record is from RefSeq and is a predicted model, not a curated record. The transcript is spliced from 5 exons. Lineage: Eukaryota; Metazoa; Cnidaria; Anthozoa; Actiniaria; Edwardsiidae. Gene Ontology annotation, molecular function: structural constituent of ribosome. Gene Ontology annotation, cellular component: ribosome; cytosolic large ribosomal subunit. Gene Ontology annotation, biological process: translation; protein-RNA complex assembly.
UAGAAUAGCCGCUGACCGCACAAGGCUCAGCGCAUGCGUUGUAGCUUUCUCUUUUCGUCGCCAUCUUUGAGACUUGAGAAGGUUUGGUGCUUUCUUCAGGAUCUCAAGACAUACACAAUGCCGAAACAGAUCCAUGAGAUCAAGGAUUUCCUUAUCACAGCAAGGAGAAAAGAUGCCAAAUCUGUCAAGAUCAAGAAAACCAAGGAGAGUGUAAAGUUCAAGGUGCGAUGCAGUCGUUACCUCUACACGCUCGUCAUCCAAGACAAAGAGAAGGCCGACAAGCUGAAGCAAUCUCUGCCUCCAGGUCUUGCUGUGAAGGAACUCAAAUGAGAACUCUGGAACAAUAAAUGUGUAUAAUAUUUGAA